AUGCCUGUCAAAGAAACUGAUAGAGAGGUUGUCCUAACCCGUCCUGAUGACGAAACUACCAGCGUCACCAUUUUGAAGUACGGUGCUACAGUUUAUUCUUGGAAGUUGAAAUCUGAAGAACAAUUGUGGCUGUCUACUGCAGCUAAACUGGAUGGCUCUAAGCCCGUAAGAGGUGGUAUACCUUUAGUCUUUCCUGUUUUUGGGAAAAAUACCACUGAUGAGUAUCUGAGUAAAUUGCCCCAACAUGGUCUUGCAAGAAACUCCACUUGGGAAUUCUUGGGCCAAACCAAGAGUGACCCACCAACGGUUCAAUUUGGUUUGAAGCCCGAAAUCGCCAAUCCGGAGUUGACCAAGUUAUGGCCAAUGGAUUUUCUUUUGAUUUUAACCGUUGAAUUGGGUGUUGAUUCUUUAAAAACCGCAAUAGAAGUGGAGAACACUUCCACUUCCAAGGAACUAAAAUUCAACUGGUUGUUCCAUACUUAUUUCAGAAUUGAAGACAUCGAAGGAACGAUGGUCUCCAACUUGGCUGGUAUGAAACUUUACGACCAACUGUUGAAGGAGUCAUACGUGGAUAAACACCCGGUGGUCACUUUCCAUCAAGAAACCGAUGUCAUUUAUCAGAAUGUCAGUCCUGAACGUGCCAUUCAAAUCGUCGACAAGGGUGUGCAAGUUCAUACUUUGAAAAGAUAUAAUUUGCCUGAUACUGUUGUUUGGAAUCCAUGGGUUGAGAAGUCUCAAGGAAUGGCUGAUUUCGAACCAAAAACUGGCUACGAACAAAUGAUAUGUAUUGAACCUGGUCACGUUCAUGAUUUCAUCACUUUGGCUCCUGGUAAGAAAUGGAACGCUCAUCAAUUGCUUUGCAAGGAUGAAUUGAACUACCAAGCUAUCCAAUAA
Molecule: messenger RNA, 894 nt
Organism: Saccharomyces eubayanus
Lineage: Eukaryota; Fungi; Ascomycota; Saccharomycetes; Saccharomycetales; Saccharomycetaceae
Product: glucose-6-phosphate 1-epimerase
Exons: 1
Coding region: 1-894 (297 amino acids)
Biological process (GO): carbohydrate metabolic process
Molecular function (GO): carbohydrate binding; isomerase activity
Source: RefSeq, a predicted model, not a curated record